AUGGAACAAAAUACUGAAAUAUCUGAACAAUCAACAUUGUCACCUGAAUUAGUAUCGGAUCCAUCAAAUUUGUUCAAUUUAGAUCAAGCAAAUGAACUAACUUCAGACAAGGCAAAGGAAUUAUUCGAAUUUAUACAAACAACUUCUUAUGCUCAAAAUAUACUUAAGUUGAAUUGGAUCAACUCUCUCAGUUCAACUUUUCUACAGGGUCAUACUGAUUGUAAAGAAAAGACUGAUGAAUUCAUUGAUGAUGGUGAUAAUAAUAAUGAUUGUACUUCAAAUGACUUCAUUAAAGUCAGUUGCACAAUACAUGAUGACUUCAAGAAGUUGGUAAAUCACUUACGUCAACAUAAGCAAACAGGAUCAAUUAGUCAAGAUGAUUCAAUAGAUAACUCCGAAAAUACGGGUGUUAUUGACAGGAUUAAAUUUAUCAUUCCAAAUAAUAGUGAUACUGUUACUACUACUACUAAUGACAAUAAUAGUAAUAAUAACAAUAGUGAUAUGAGUAUACGGAGUCCUAACAAAUUGUAUCAACUGUGUAAUGAAAUAAAGCACUAUCAGGACUUAUUGGGCAGUAAUCGCAAAGUAUCAGGUGAUUUAGUCUCCAUUUUAAGCUUGUUGAAUAACUCUUCUCCACCGAGUAUACCAUCAUUGAAAAUACAGUCAAACAGAAAUAUAACUUCGUAUUCGGAAAAAUGUAAUACUACCAAGAUCAAUGAUCUCUCAAAUACUGAAUACACAAAUCAAGAUGAUCCAACAGGAAUGAGAUCACUUCAAAGUCAAGUGAUCACUAAAAUAUCUAAUAAUGAUGAGCAUUUGGUUUCAGGAUUCAAAGAAAAACUGAUAAACCCUUUGUUUAAAUUCAUUAAUGACAAACAUACUCCAAUAGUGCAACAAAAAAGUAAUCAACACCAUCAACAACCUAUAUCAUAUGAUAUUUCUACACGAAAACCGGCACUACAUUGGACUAAACUUGGUGUACCUCAACCAGCUACUCUUACCAAAUAUUCAGCUCCUGUACACAUAGAUGUCGGUGGUACUUUAUAUACAUCUUCACUACAAGCCUUGACAAAGUAUCCUAAAUCGAUGUUGGGAAAAAUGUUCAAUGGUACAAUUCCUAUAGUUUUAGAUACAAUGAAACAACAUUAUUUCAUCGAUAGAGACGGAACACUAUUUAGACAUGUACUCAACUUUCUGCGUACUAAUAAAGUAAACUUAGAUCCAAAUUUUACAGAAUUAGAUCAAUUGAUUGAAGAAGCAAACUUUUAUGGUUUAGAUGAAAUGAUUAAUCAAUUGAAACAAAUUAAAGCUAAAUUAAAAAGAAAAGAAAUGUAUGAAAUUAAACAGUUUAGACAACAACAACAACUGCGUGCAGGUGAGAAAGACUUACAGUGUACUCCAUCGAAACAAUUGAAAAUUGAUAAUCUUAAUGAAAAUGAAAUCACUCAGACUUAUAAUACAAUCAGUAUUGAUAACGCUACAGAAAAUUCAUAUUUUCAAAAUUAUUUAACUUUACAUCAAAGUGGUGAGUAUAAAAAUAAUCCAUCUACUAUUCAAUUAAUGAUGUGGGAUAAUUUUCUUUAUAUAAUGUUAGAAAUGAAUAAAUUCUCACCUCAUCAAGGUAGAAUUAUAUUUUCAAACUGUUAUAAUCACAAAUCAUUAAAGUGUUUCAAUGAUUUAAACAAUUACUUUACAAAUUUCAUGUCGAAUUCUUAUCAAAUAGUAGAAUGUGAAGAUCAUUCUGAAAUAACAUGGUUUAUGAUGUCAACUUAUCAUCAGCUUAAAUUAUGGGAGUUAUUAUUGAAUUAUGGAUUUGAACUUGUUACCCAGUAUAAAUUGAAGUUAUCAGACAAGAAUUGUAUUGUUUGUUUAUUUCGUCUAAAACAGUAA
Heterobilharzia americana is the source of this 1890-nucleotide messenger RNA. Lineage: Eukaryota; Metazoa; Platyhelminthes; Trematoda; Strigeidida; Schistosomatidae. The record is from the annotation of a GenBank genome assembly.